CCUCAACGGCAUAGAUGCAAUUAUGAGAAAUUCGGAAAAUAAAGGUUUUAGGGAGCCUGUUCGCGCUCCUCCUCUUCCUCCAGACCUGCAACUCCGCUUUCUCUCCCAGCCUUCACAACACCGCCGCCGCCGCCGCCGCUGCCGCUUCCCAAGAUUCAAAUUCAAUGGAGAGUGACAGACCCGAUGGGAGGAGUCCCAAUCAACUAAGGCCCUUGGCAUGCUCUCGUUCGGUCCUUCACAGAGCCCAUGGUUCAGCCACCUGGUCUCAAGGAGAAACCAAAGUCUUUGCUGCAGUUUACGGACCCAAAGCCGGAACCAAGAAGAAUGAAAACCCUGAAAAAGCUUCCAUUGAAGUUAUUUGGAAGCCUAACACAGGACAGAUUGGUCAAGUGGAGAAGGAGUAUGAGAUGAUAUUGAAGAGAACCUUGGAAAGCAUAUGCAUUCGAAGCAUAUAUCCCAACACCACCACUUCCGUUAUAGUCCAGGUUGUCCAUGAUGAUGGUGCUCUUCUUCCGUGCGCGAUAAAUGCAGCAUGCGCUGCACUUGUUGAUGCUGGAAUCCCCCUAAAACAUCUUGCUGUUGCAAUAUGUUGUUCGGUAGCCGAUAAUAGUUGUAUUAUACUCGACCCAACUAAACAAGAAGAGGAAACAGCGACAGCAUUCGCCUAUUUAGUUUUUCCAAACACAAAUGUUUCAGUCCUACCAGAGGGAUCAUCACAGGGGGGCAGCGAGCCCAUGGCACAUGGAAUCAUCACAUCUGUUACACAGGGUGCUAUGUCAGUGGAUGACUAUCUUCGUUGCCUAGAACGAGGGCGUGCUACUAGUGAAAGGUUGUCUGAAUUUUUGAGGAAGAACAUUGAGCCAAAAUCUACAAGUGAGGCAUCUAAAGCUGGGUGAUUUCCAAUAAUUUUAGAUGUAGUUUUACUUGUAUCUAAUUUUUCCCUGGUAAAGGGAUUGCAGCAUGGGAUUUCUAACUAGGACAGUUGUGUUAACGUCUUCCUUGAAAUUACUAUUGUAAUGAUUAGGAUAAGAUUUAAUGUAUCUGAUAUUCUGGUUGAAAAAUUGCCAAUGCCAAAGUGGUAUUUCAUGGUA
This is a messenger RNA of Lotus japonicus, 1091 nucleotides long. RefSeq names its product exosome complex exonuclease RRP46 homolog. Gene Ontology annotation, biological process: poly(A)-dependent snoRNA 3'-end processing; rRNA catabolic process; nuclear mRNA surveillance. The transcript has 7 exons. The coding region runs from base 165 to 896 and encodes 243 amino acids. NCBI's taxonomy places the organism in Eukaryota, Viridiplantae, Streptophyta, Magnoliopsida, Fabales, Fabaceae. The record is from RefSeq and is a predicted model, not a curated record. Gene Ontology annotation, cellular component: nuclear exosome (RNase complex); cytoplasmic exosome (RNase complex); nucleolus.